GUCUUCACAUUGUCAGCAGGAGGAGCUGCGAGGUAAGCCGCGAGACGGAGGUGGGUCUCCCGGGCUGAGAUGAGACGGCGCUGACCUCCGCCAAUUUCAGCCCGGGGGUGGGCUCGUUGAAAUGCUCGGGACCGAGGACCCAAGCCACCAGCAAACGGCGAUGGGGCUGCGGGAGAGACACUGCGCGGGCUUUGCCGGACGCCAUGCAGAAGCCGCUGCCGCCGCGGCCACCGCUGCUGUUGCCACAGGAGACCUGAACUGACCCUCCAAAAUCGCAGCCUGCUCCCUGACCGAUCUGCUGGCUUCCUCCAACAACUCUCGGCCCCCGCCCCGGGAGGCCGAAGGCAAUAAACCCCCGCGACAGAAGAGAUUCUGGAGGGAGCCAGACAAUGGUGGAUCCGGUAGCGGAUCCUGGCAAGGACGCAUGCCCCGAUCCUGGGAGUGCCGCGGGGGGAGAAGAGGCUGCGGCAGCCGCUACCUCCGCGACGGCCGAGGCUGCAGUUCAGCCGCCCGCACCCCUUCCGGCAGCGGUGCCUCCUCCAGUCAGAGACCCGGAGAAAACUCGCGAAGAGUCGCCGAUGCUGCACCUGGAUCUGUACAACUUCGACUGCCCGGAAGCCCAAGGCAGCCGCUACGUGCUCACCAGUCCCCGCUCCCUUGAAGCCUGCGCUCGAUGUGCCGUCAAGCCGGUGGAGCUGCUGACCCGGCCGCUCAACGAGCUGAUCAAGGAGGCUCCCGGCAGGUCUAUGCGCGUCGCCGCCGGCCUCUAUGAGGCCUACGAGAUGGAUCGGCAGAGGAAGCUGCAGCAGUGCCGGGAGGAAAGGGAGAGGAUAAUCCGAGAGGAGAAGCGGAGGCUUUUCACGCCUGUCCUGACCGGAAGCCUCCCUUCCUCCCCGGCUUCCAGGACGGCCUUCAAAAGCACUGUGCCCGAUGGGAGCUGCCCUUCGGCAGGCAAGCCCAAAGCGGCUGCAGGGCCCCCACCUCCUCCCCUGAGUGGCCCCAAAACCAAGAAGAGCCACUCCCUGGAUUCCCUGCAAAAGAGGAGAGAGGGCUUCUCCACCAAGACCUCCUCUGACUCAGGGGCCUCAUCUUCCUACAGCGGAGACAGCAGCAGGGACAAAUGGUCCCAGGGUCUGCCUAGGACUAAGAACGUGGCCACCAUGACCUCCCUGGUGGGUCGCAGUUUCAGCCUGAGUGACCUGAGCCACUCCCCACAAACCACCCAGAAAGUGGAGAGGAUUGUCAGGGAAGUGAAGCAGAAGAAGGGCUUCAAGGAGGUAUCUGAGAGGGACCGAAAAAUUGCUGCCCUGAUGAUAGCCAAGCACCAAGAGGAGAGCCUGUGGAAGGAGCAGCAGUACAGCGCCCACCUCCAGUGGGAUGUGCAGAGGAGGGUGGCAGAGCAGAGGAGGAGGCAGGAGGAGCAGGAAAAGCAGCUGGCUCUGCUGCAGGGCCACCGGAUGUGGGAAUCCCGGCUGGAGAAGAGACGUGGCCACCUGACCCAUACUUGGGAAGAGGCUGUCCAGGUGAAGCAAAGACAGACCUUGAUGGAGGACGAGAAGUGGCGGGAACACGUGGAGAAGCAGGAGCGUGUGAGGAGGGAGAGGCUGGAAAAGGCUGCUCUGGAGGACAAGAAGAGGAAACGCCACCAAGAGCACAACCUGAAAGCUCAGGAAGAAAGCAAGAAAGAAGCCCAGGUGCGAGAGGUGCAGCUGCUGCAAGAAAAGCUCACCUUGGCAGCCCAGAAGAAGCUUAUGAAAGAACAGCUGAUUCAGAAGGAGAAGAAGCUGCUCAAUCAAGCUGACAGGCAGAAACACAAGGCCAUUCUCAAGGGACUGGCUAAGCAGGAGACCCAAGAGAGGGCAGUGCUGAGGGCCGCCAUGGAAGGGAGCCUAAGCAAAGCUCAAGAGAACUAUGAGCAGCUCAUUGAGAAAAGGAACCAGGAAUUGAGAGAGAGAGCCAAACGGGAAGACCUGCAGUUCCAGAGGGCCAAGCUGGCAGCAGAGCGCAAAGACCGGGAACAGAAGGAGCACAUAAGAGCCUUAGCUCAAGCUUCAGAGAGGAAGCUCCAACAUGCUGCUCAGGUGGCCGAGGAAGUUGUCCAGCAGAAAGCUCGAAAGGUGGUGCAGAACCGGCUGGAGAAGGAGAAGGUGCAGAAAGUAAACAAGAGGAAAGUCGAGGAGUAUGAAGAUAUCCGCCGGAGGGAGAUCCUGAUGUCUAUUGAGAAAAAGCUGGAGCGAAGUGAACAGAUUUGUAGGGAGAAAAAAAAUGUCUUGGAAAAUGCAAGGUCUGUGGCUCGGGCCUCAUUUCACGUGAGGGAAAAAGUCCGGGAAGAGAUGAACAUCCGUACCUUUGACAAGAUGGCCUUUGAGGCAGAACUGCAAGCCAGCCUCGUUAAAAAAUGAAUUGUCUUUUUUUUAUUUGGGAUUCAGUGGGGAUUUCUGUUUUGCUGCCUAUUGUCAGAACUGGGAGAUUUUUUUUUUUUUUUUUUUAAAAACACUUUAUUAUUUUAUGGAGCACAAAAACUUGGCCAUAUGCUUCAUAGACCUUUUUCAAAUGCUCUUGUUAUACGUAUUCAAAAUAAUGCAACCAUCUAUACAGAGAAAAUAUGUAUCCCUUCCUCUGUUGAAUAAAAUACUGUUUCCAUGGAAUAAAAUCAAGAUAGGUACAUUUUAUAUAAGAAUUCUUUCCCCUCCUCAAGGGCCAUUUCAGUUCCCUCAAAUUCUAAUGAAGUAUUAUCAUAUUGAUAUAUCUGAGUCUUAAUUUGAAUGUCACUCUGCAGCGGAACUUUUGGUCUCUUAUAUAUGUCCAUAUUUGAAAAAGAGUUUAUCUGGUGCACUUUAUUUAUCCUUCUGGUUGGAAACUCUAGGCCUUGUAACUUUUUAAUAACAAAACUGAAAUUCUGAUUCACAACAUGAAAGCAUGUGGAAAAACUUGUUCCAAUAAAAUUGCAAAUGUGUAGAAAGUGUCAUUUAUACAGUCCCUUUCAUUAACUAUUAUUUAUUUAUGUAUUAAUCCAUUUAAUAUAGCUGUCCAUCUCCAAAGAAACUCUGGGUAACAAAGGGGAAAAAACCAAGGUUUUCCAUUAAAACCAAAUGAAAACAAAAUAAGUGAAGGUCCAAUUAAAUUUCCAUAAUCAAUCACACAGACCAAUGCCUGAGCUCCAUAAUUAACAUCCUGGCUUCAAUAGCUGGGGGAAGACCCAGGUCUUCAUGGUCUACAUUUCACAAGAUUCACAAUGGAAAGAAUAAGCCUUGUAUAAUUAUCAGUAGUGAUGUAUGUGAAUAAUUAUCCCAAAGUUACUGGGUCAACUUGAAAACAUCUUGUUGCAUACAAAUGUGCUCCAAGUAUAGUGUACUUGGAUAAUAAAAGGACACUCAUUUUUGGAUAGAAAAUAAGUAUAACACUGCAGGGAAAGGUCUAUGAAAAUCCUGUAGAUUAAUAAUAUACAUUCAUCAGCUCAACACUGUAUAAUUGAUUGCACCUGUAUGUCAAGGAUGUCUCAAUUGGUGCUAAUAACAAAAUAUAGUAACAUGUCUUGGAAUUGGUAUGUUUUGUAGUAUUCCUGCUCAACAGGCAAGUACAAUUUAUUACUUGUGGAAUAUUCUUAAUGAUGUCUAACCCUAUGAGAACUCUUCUAUGCAGAAAUAAAUCACAUUUAUUCUCUGCUUAGCUGUUAAAGUCAGAACAUCUCAUUAUGCAAAUGGUAUCUUGUAAGUCUGUGGUUCAGAAGAUGUUUAUGGAGAUUCUCAAGUCAUCCAGGACAUAGUUAUCCCAAAGAUGCCCUUUUUUCACAAGGCAACUGGACUUUCUUGUUUUUCUUUGAAGAUGUUUCACUUCUCAUCCAAGAAGCUUCUUCAGCUCUGACUGGAUGGUGGGGAAUGGGUUCAGAAGAUGUUUGCUUUAAAAGCUCCAGGGCAGGCCCCAUUUUUAAAUAAGGCAAUGAUUUAGGCAUCAGAUGCUGGAAGCGAGGUGAGAAUGAACCAGCACUGAAGUAUUGGAAAGCAGGGCUGAUUGGUUAUCUGGAAGCAAGGUGCUGCUUUCCUGCUGUCAGUGUGAAAGUAAUCUCCACUUGCCAGUCCCAUUGUCGUCUGUAUAUGGAUAUGGGAGGAUAAAACGAUCUUGUCCUGGAUUUAAAGAUAAGCAUCCUAGUAUGGUAUUAAAAAUGGCUAUUAUGAAACGGAUAAUGUU
Messenger RNA from Crotalus tigris (Tiger rattlesnake), 4188 nucleotides. It is a transcript of the gene CCDC177, whose product is annotated as coiled-coil domain containing 177. The record is from RefSeq and is a predicted model, not a curated record. The transcript is spliced from 2 exons. Lineage: Eukaryota; Metazoa; Chordata; Lepidosauria; Squamata; Viperidae. Bases 390 to 2402 code for a protein of 670 amino acids.